UGUUGUUCCACCACGGCGUACGUGAACGCGGACGAAAUCCGGAACUCCAAGCAAUUCAAAAUCUCAUUUCUAUCGCAACGUUUAGUGGCUCCCAACGUAAAAGUCAACGGUUUCAAAGUCCUUCGUCAAACGCAUUCGCACAGUGUACUCGAAUGCUCGCCAGUCGAAAGUGUCGUAAAGUAUGCGAUUAUCCUGUAAACAAAGUGUAAAACGCGCCCAACAAGAACCACGGCUCCAAUAGACGCCGAAAAGCAAGCCAAACAACAAACAACUCCCGGAUUUUACGACUUGAGCAAUCAAUUCCGCUGGUCACUCGGGGAUUUUGAGGACCCAGGACUCCGGGACUCUUUGACUCUUGGACUUCCCCCAGUAGAGAACUAUUGAAUCGGAUCUGGGCACGUCGUAUAAUGAUUGCGCAAGUGAGAUGACGCCACUGCCGGUGAGAAGGAUACGUUAGGGCGGCGUCGAACUAUGGGAACAGAGGCAUGGGCGUGUGCGCAGACCUUGGGUCACAUCGAUGGUGUCGGGCAUUGAGCACCCAGAACAACACCCAGAAAUCGACGGAUCAGCAGCAAUCCCAAUCCCUGGAGAGCCCUUCCAGGAGUCCAGGAGCCAUUGGCACGACACCGACAACGACGAUUCCCGCUACUAAAACGCUGACGGCAUCGCCGGCGAAAACGGCAGCUUUCACAGUGAAAACGACGAGGAGAAGACGCCGACGAAGGGCAGGCAGCUCCAUCUGCGUUCCCGUCUGCGGCCAAGGGUCAACGAUACAGGUGCUCCAGUUAGUUCUGGUCUCGUUGCUGGCCCUUCUAGCGAAAAAUGCCCAGGCGCACAACAUUCCAGAAGACGCCGUGCACAUCACGGCCAUACUCGGAGAGGGCGUCAUCUUCAACUGCCAUGUGGAGUUCCCCAACGACCAUCCCGUGCCAUAUGUCCUGCAGUGGGACAAGAAGGUGAGCGAAACGGGCUCCGAUCUGCCCAUCUACAUCUGGUAUGAGAGCUACCCGGAGCACAUCGAGGAGGGCUACAAGGGACGCGUGUCCCGCGUGUCGCAGGACUCGCCCUUCGGCUCAGCCUCGCUCAACCUGACCAACAUCCGGGAAUCGGACCAAGGAUGGUACGAGUGCAAGGUCGUCUUCCUCAAUCGGGACCCCAAGCAGCAUAAGAACGGUACAUGGUUCCACUUAGACGUACAUGCACCGCCGCGCUUUAGUGUUACGCCAGAGGAUAUUAUAUACGUUAAUUUAGGUGAUUCAAUUAUACUCAAUUGCCAGGCAGAUGGCACGCCCACGCCGGAAAUACUCUGGUACAAGGAUGCCAAUCCCGUCGAUCCCUCGCCCACGGUGGGCAUCUUCAACGACGGCACCGAGCUGCGGAUCUCCACCAUUCGGCACGAGGACAUCGGAGAGUACACUUGCAUUGCACGCAAUGGUGAGGGACAAGUCUCCCAUACGGCCCGUGUUAUUAUCGCGGGCGGCGCUGUAAUCAUGGAUAAGGCGGCGCCCGACAAACACACACGGACCAAGUCCAAGUCGAAUGCCGUCAAUGAGAGGCUGACCAUACGUGUGCCUCCGACCAACCAAACGAAGCUCGAGGGCGAAAAAGUGAUAUUCUCCUGCGAGGCUAAGGCCAUGCCCGGCAACGUCACGGUGCGCUGGUACCGCGAGGGAUCCCCCGUCCGGGAAGUGGCCGCCCUGGAGACGCGGGUCACCAUCCGCAAAGACGGCUCGCUCAUCAUCAACCCCAUCAAGCCGGACGACUCGGGCCAGUAUCUCUGCGAGGUGACCAAUGGCAUCGGUGAUCCCCAGAGCGCCUCCGCCUACCUCAGCGUCGAAUAUCCCGCCAAGGUCACCUUCACGCCCACGGUGCAAUAUCUACCGUUCCGGCUCGCCGGCGUGGUCCAGUGCUACAUCAAGUCGAGCCCCCAGCUGCAGUACGUGACCUGGACAAAGGACAAGCGGCUGCUGGAGCCCUACCAGAUGAAAGACAUCGUGGUGAUGGCCAAUGGGUCGCUCCUGUUCACACGCGUAAAUGAGGAGCACCAGGGCCAGUACUCCUGUACGCCGUACAAUGCACAGGGAACGGCUGGAGCCUCCGGAAUCAUGGAUGUGCUUGUCCGGAAGCCACCCGCCUUCACGGUCGAGCCGGAGACGCUUUACCAGCGCAAGGUGGGUGACAGCGUGGAGAUGCACUGCGACGCUUUGGAGGCGGAGGGCACCGAGCGACCCACCAUCAAGUGGCAAAGGCAGGAGGGAGAACAGUUGGCCGAAUCGCAACGCAAUCGCAUCAAGAUCUCGGGCGGAAAUAUCACCAUAGAGAACCUGAGAAGGGAGGACUUCGGUUACUAUCAGUGUGUGGUCUCCAACGAAGUGGCCACCCUGAUGGCCGUCACCCAGCUGGUGAUCGAGGGUACCCAGCCGCACGCUCCCUACAACAUUACGGGCAAGGCCACCGAGUCCUCUAUCACGCUGCAAUGGCUGCCGGGAUACAGCGGGGGAUCGGAGUACAAGCAGGACUACACGAUCUGGUUCCGGGAGGCGGGCGUCAACGACUGGCAAACUAUCUCCGUAACGCCCUCGGGCAGCACACAGGUGACCAUUAAUGGCCUGGCCUCCGGAACCACCUACGAGUUCCAGGUGGUGGGCCGGAACGUCCUCGGCGACGGGAUGAUGAGCAAAGUGAUGACCGUUCGCACGCUGGAAGACGCUCCGGCAGCGCCACGUAAUGUCAAGGCUGCAACACAACCGCCCGACUCAUUCUUUCAGCUAAUGCCAGACGAAGCUGGUCCCAAGCCUGGACCACCCCGGAAUGUGUCCGUGACGGAGGUGUCGAACGGAUUCCUCAUCACGUGGCAGUCGCCGCUGGAACGGGCGCACAUCGUCAAGUUCUACACCAUCAAGUACCGGACGGACGCACAGUGGAAGACCCUCAACCGGGGGCAAAUCCGGCCGGAGGAGACGCAGUAUCUGGUGAAGAACCUGGUGGGAGGAAGGACCUACUACUUCCGGGUGCUGGCCAACUCGGAGAAGUCGUACGAGUCCAGCGACGAGGUGAAGUUCCCUGUGCCGGCACGUGUCAAGCACAAGGCGAUUACCGCCGGCGUCGUUGGGGGCAUCCUGUUUUUUAUUGUUGCGAUCAUUUUAUCGGUUUGUGCCGUAAAAAUUUGCAAUAAACGUAAACGACGAAAACAGGAAAAAGAGUUCAACUUGGUAGCUUGCAGGAUAACGGACGCUCGUAACAUUGCCGCCAAUAAUCAUCAUUUGCACAAUCGCAGUACGGGCUCAAUUUCCUCUGGUCAAGUGCCUUUAAAAAAGUACAAACAAACCCGAAUAUCAAGUCUAACCGCCAUUCUCAUUGCCAUACUCCACUGGAUCUGGCCACCUGAUCGCUGCACCAACUGCCACUCCAUCUACAGUUCACCAAAUCUCGAGGAUGGCGAUGAGGACGGCGCAGGAAAAAGGCGUUCCGUAAGCCGCAUCCAACGAAGCCUCGACGGACGCUUUGUUUUGGAUGUGGAGGGGGUCUCGAAACUGGGUUACUCGCAACAGACCCUGGAAUCGGCCAAUGUGGAUGUGGUGGAUGGUGGGCUCUUCGAGCGGAGGAACAGCAACGUUUCCCAGAAAUCCUCUAGCGAUGAUGGAGGAUUUCUGUCGCGUCGAAACUUCAUCACAGCUCGAGCUUCGUGGCGACGUCCCUUGGUGGCUUCCUCCAGUCAGUUGAGUCUUCAGUCGGCGGCCGAUUCGGCGAGGGGUUUUCUUCAGGGUUUGCUAAAGAUCGGAGGAAAGCAGUCCGCAGUUCCCAACCCGCAAACCUAUUUCGAUGAAGCAGUGAGUGGAGCCCGCUACCAGAAUGUCCUGCGUCCCUACACCAGCAGCAAUAACUUGUACGGCAACGCGGAUAGAAGCCGACCCCUGCACAUAAAUACGAUCAGUGGCAGUCUCAGUCAGCAACAGCAGCUUUACACUCCCUCGAGGAUCUCCAGGAUAUUCUCCAGUUCCCCUCAGCAGUUGCAGCCACACCACCAGCAACUUCUCCUAUCCAGCGGCGGAAGCGGAGCCUAUCCCACGCACUUCAGCGACCUGAGCACUGUGUAUCCUCCGAACUCCGCUGAGAGAUCAUCACACAACCUGAGUAGUAGGUACAGGUACUACUCCCAGGAGCUGCCUUCCCUGAGAACCAUCCAAGAGGAGAGUCGCCGGCAGCAGCAGCAGCAAAAGCAACAUCCCCUGGAAGAUCACUUUGUUCCCCUCCAGCUGCCAUCGCCUCCUUCGUGGAGAAGCUACUACCAAUCGCAGGCCAGCUAUCGCCCACGAACUCGCUGGUAUCCACGUCAUCAUUCGAGGCUCUUCAGCAAUCGGCAGCAGCAGCACGAGAUGCUCUCCCCUUUGCCCCAACUGAACCUCAACCUGCGCAACUCCAUGAACCCAGGUGGCUUGGAGGCCUCUCCGGAAUCCCGAUCCAGUUCGAGUGGAUUCGGUUCGAAGAACACCUCCAAUCAUCCGGGGAGCACCAGCGAAUGGAGACUCCUGCCGCCCUACAGAGCACCACCAUCGCCUCCGAAGCAUUCAGGGUACUUUGGAGGACAACAGGCCCAGGGACAGACGCCACAUGGCUCCUACUCGUACCCCAGAGCCACAACGCCGCCAUAUACCAUGGCCCAUUGGCUGGAGAUGAUCUCAAGACUGAACGCGGCGACGGAUAGUAAUCUACCGAAGUCCUGUCCCGUGGACGUGGGCAGCGUGGACGGGCACUACGAAUUCGACCCGGCCACGCCAACACCCAGUGCAUCCAGCAUGCUGCGCGAAGAUCUCAACCUGCACAUAGACACGCAUCCCUAUCAUCAUCACACGCUGGGUCCCUUGAGUGGGAGUCUGCUGCACAGCCACGCCCCCUACGGCGCAGGGAGCAGGAAGCCACGAUCUCUUCCGCUUCAUCUGCCGCGCUACGACAACGUCGAGGUCAGGCUUCAAGCCAUGAGGGAGGAGUUCUACGCCUACCGCAAACGCCAAGCGAUGCAGCAAAUGGAGAGCGUUUGCUGAGCCAGCGAACCAUUUAAUUGAGCCACACCCACAACCCACAGCCCACUGCCCAGCCACACACCACACACUCACGCCCAGAAAGAGCCAGAUUCAUAGAGAGACACCAUCGUAGAUAUAUGUGCCGACUAAGUUGGACAGCAGCGAUUCCGAGGCAAUCAGACGCGAUAUGAUACUGGAUCAGGCCCCUAAUUCAGAGAUGAACUUUAAAAGUUUGGCCCCCUGCAAACUCACACCCAGAAAAAGAUAAAAAAUCACUUAGAAGCCAGAAACAAUUAGUAGAUUUAACAGAGAAGAAGGAAGCUGUGUAAAUAUAUCGGACGAAGUUUAAGAUAAUAUUUAACAACUAUAGCAAUUAUAGCGACAUAUUAUUACAGAAAUCGAUAAACGUAAAAUUGACAUUUAAAGCAAGUGAAUGGAGCAAACGUUGUUUGGCGCCAUGUGCAGAGAACAAAGAACAAAGAACAAAUUACAAUUACAAUUAACUAUUAUUUACGAGUACGAGUACGAGUGUUUAGAUAUUGAUACUUAACGUAACACAGAUCGAGAUAUGUUAAACAUUGAGCAUUAAACAUUAAUUAACAAUCCA
Drosophila eugracilis is the source of this 5628-nucleotide messenger RNA. RefSeq names its product protein turtle (gene tutl). NCBI's taxonomy places the organism in Eukaryota, Metazoa, Arthropoda, Insecta, Diptera, Drosophilidae. Gene Ontology annotation, cellular component: plasma membrane; axon. Gene Ontology annotation, biological process: homophilic cell-cell adhesion; axon guidance; dendrite self-avoidance. The record is from RefSeq and is a predicted model, not a curated record. The coding region runs from base 486 to 5042 and encodes 1518 amino acids. Gene Ontology annotation, molecular function: cell-cell adhesion mediator activity. The transcript is spliced from 13 exons.